AUGAGUGAUGAUCAAUUGGAACCAAUGGUGCCUUCAAUUGGCAAUGAUGAUAAAAUGUUAACAAAUCCAUUGAUAAAUUUUAAUUCAACGAAAAAACAAAUGACUGCAACAAAUUGUAUUCUUUCACCUAAUACCAUAAAUUCUUCGUCGGCAUCAUCAAUGAAAUCAAUUUCUAAUCGACGAACAUUUAAUAUCUGUGAUAUACUCGCUAAACCAUCACCAAUUGUUGAUAGUAAUAAUAAUAAUAAUAAUAAUCAUGAGGUGCUUCAAUGGAAAUAUUUACUUGAACAACAAUUACAUUCAGAUGAUGAAAUUAAUGAUUCAAUGAGUGACUGUGAUGUAUCUGAUGGUUGCUCAUCUGAUAUAGAUGAUAAAGUUCCUGAUGAUGAUUUAAAUGUUUCAAAAUCAUCGUCAACUAAUUCAGAUAAACCCUCGAAAUCACGACGACAACGAACAGCAUUUACUUAUGAACAAUUAGUUGCAUUAGAAAAUAAAUUUAAACAAACACGAUAUUUAUCAGUUUGUGAACGACUUAAUCUUGCAUUAUCAUUAUCACUGACAGAAACCCAAGUUAAAAUUUGGUUUCAAAAUCGACGAACAAAAUGGAAAAAACAAAAUCCCGGUCUCGAUGUUAAUUCUCCAACAACCAAUUCAUCAUCAUCAUCAAUCGGUAUUCAUUCAGCUGUUGCAGCCGCCUAUGUUGCUUCCCUUUAUAAUUCUCAACAACAAAUUAAUGGAUCUUCAUCAGUGAAUCCAUCAUAUCGAUUAUUAUCACCACUUUAUGCUGCUUCAUUAUAUGCUAAUGCCAGAAAAUUUACUUGA
Molecule: messenger RNA, 822 nt
Organism: Rotaria socialis
Lineage: Eukaryota; Metazoa; Rotifera; Eurotatoria; Philodinida; Philodinidae
Source: the annotation of a GenBank genome assembly